CGCCGAUCCAUCAUCCACCACCCACCACGACCACACUAUCGCCACUUACCUCACAUCAUCACACAUGACCACGAGCAACCUCAUUCCCUUCGUUCUUAAUUACAUAAACCCGCCUCCCUCAGCUGCCCUUAUCCACUCGUCCUGUACACCCCUACCGCCCACCGUUACACCGCCCUCACCCACGACGCACAGCACCCCAAGCCUGUUGGCGGCGGCACACGUGAAACAAAAAGGAAUCUACAGGUACUCUUGGGCCCACCAGGAUCUGCAACCUAAUGAGGGACUGCGCGGAGGAGCCUUACUGUACUCUCUCACUCGCCCGAGCGACUGCCCCUUUUCUCCCAAGUUGGACAUUUGCGAGGCAGAACCGUCGGCACGUUCGAUGGAUGCGCCGUGAGUUGAUUCCUGUGACCUGUGGCACACCACAGGUAUAUUUCACAGCGCUGUACUCUUAACUCUACGACUGCGCUGCCCAAGGAAAAAAUGUAAAACAAUAACAAUAAGAUUUAUAUCUGCCUGCCUGGAGUAUGUACUUUGGAAAAUGCAACCCUCCCUCGGGCGCUGAGACAUGUCCGACUCCUCUUAGCGGAUCUCGCCAAGGCCCUAUUUGGUAUUUGGUCCAUGCGGUCCGAGUUGCAUUGCUAUAGUAACCCACCGACUCCAUAUCUGAAUUUGACUCAACUAUUGCAAAAGUACUGCUAACCGGCACCUUAGUCAGCCUUCCAUGACUUUGCAUCUCUGUUGCAGGGCUCGAUGUGAACGGAGUAUGUCGGCACUUUGGUCCACUUAUAUCUCCUGUCACCAAACGCCCAGCCCAGGAUUUACCCAGAGUAGAGUAAGUCGUCCCAAUGCCUCAUACUACACAUAUAUAUGUAGUAGCCUCCAUACCAUACCUUGAGUGCCUCUCAUAGAUAUAUCUCCUUUGCGUCCCUUGGAAAGCUCUCGCUGGGGCAGUAGGGGCACUUGAACCGCUGGCCCUUGCUCAGCCUCUGCAGACUCUCUUUGGCGACGACAUGGCCGCAUGGCAUCAUCAUUGGAGGGUUUUGCUCAGUGCUCUGUUCUUUGCUGACUGGGCAGACAAAUAUCGCGUGGUAAGUCAUCGACCUUGGCAGGGGUAUUUCAACGGGAAGCUCGUGUUGCGUCGUCCACUCCGUCCGCUUCUCCUUCAUGAUAUUCGCUAGUUUGAGUAACGUGGGGAGUGCAAUGGCCCCAGCUGUGACAGAGAUGUAGAGAGGUGAAUCUGCAGACAGCCCAAGUAGGGAGCAGAAUUCACGCGUAAACGACUGUGCAACUUCGCUCCAAGCACUGUCUGUUUCAAAGGUGAGACGAUACGGCGAGUCUUGCAAGUUCGACUCAAAUGCCAUGGCUGCAGACAACUGCUGAAUGUCGCGGAGGAAGCGAGCCUGGAACCGCCCAAAGCUUUCACGUGCAUAUGUAAUAGCCCCGGGAAGGCCAUUCCGUGAGUCGUUCGGUAGGCCGUUCACUUGAGGUCCUUGGAAGAGCCAAACGUAUUGUAGCUUGGUAAGCUCGAAUUCAAGGUUGCUACCUCGCUUCUCCAGUUCGGAACUAUGCUCCCUGGCCCAUUCAAUGGCUGGCAACAGGUUCCUUUUUCGGAGAUGUCCAAGUAUGGCGUACAUGUUGGCGAACUUCGCUUGCAGCUCCUGAGACUUCAGAGAUGUAAACUCCUCUUCAUCGCCAUGAUAUGGAUUCGGCGUUCCUGGGGUAGGCUUUGCUUCCGGUGGGCUCGCGUGCGCCUCUUCGAUGAAUGUAGACGCAACGGCGAACUGGCCUUCGCGGAGGAGAUGCAUGGCAAUAGCCCGGUUGAUAAGGGUCGGAUGUGAAGCAAGAGCAUCAUAAUCGGUCGACAGUGUUUCCGAUGGAAGAGACUUCUGCGAUAGGUUCUAGAAGACCAAGAGUUAGCUUGAGCAUGUCCAGUGCCACGAUCGGUUCCACACCUUAUCCAACGCCUUUCCAUAUUUAUUGUGCGCAGAGUAUAUCUUCUUGAGGUCAUCUGUGACUCUAUCCAGCCCCUGUUUAAAUGGAUUCUGCAACUUGGCAAGGGUUAUAGACGCAGUGUUCGAGUCUGGAGGUCUGUCAGCGGUGUGCUGACGUAGAAUGCCUGUGAUGGUGCUCCUAACCUGCUGCAAUUGCCUCCUGUGCAUUGCACAGCUGCUCCAAGACUUUGUCGACAUCCUCAAUACUCUGUGAUAGCGAGGCGUCUUUCUGCAGCCGGGCAAGCUCUAAUUGAAGCGCUUCCAUGUUGAAAUGGCUACCCCACCGUCACAGUGGUUCACCUUCGUCGGGAUCCUAGGGUGUCAUCUACUUCGAGGGUUUGAAGAGAUGAUAUACAUGUCAUCGGGCCAUAUGACCCUGCAAUCUGAAGGGCAAGUGAGGUCCUUUGUGCAGCGUAUGGUCAGAGGACAGUGAUCUUCUGUAUUUGAUGUUGCCAGAGCCUCAGUCGUUGAUGGCAUGCUGGUCAUCGUGGACCCGCUCUGGAUCCGGGACGUCUUCCGCACUACUGGGGUCAGAGGAACCUUGGUGUCGUGCCACAGACGCCGAUAAGAGGUACGUACCCCACAUGCUACCCAUACGUCAAAUCGAGUUCGAAGCUUCCAUGAUCUCGCCAUGCAAUAUCCAAACACUGAACGCCUUUCUUGUUGAGUUCGUCUACGGACCAGUUCCAUACGCUGAGCUUUUGCCACACCAAAAGAUCAUCCAUUAAAGCUAGGUGGCUUUUGUCCGUACUGUACAGGUUUCCGAAGCAUUCAUAUCUCCGCUCCCGGACCACAUGCUUGUCAAUGAUCCGGAUAGGAGCUAUUCAGCAUUUGCCCUGAGCGUUCUACAACCGACAGUGGAAGGAGGGGACGUUGAUAUAAACGGCCUGUCACUAGGCUCACAGGAAAUUUCUUCGCUGAGUACGACGAACGCCCAGACUUGGGCACACCGCCAUAACCAAAAAGAUGGCACCCAGUUCUUUCUUGCAAUCAGACGCACGGCUGCACCGUGAAGAAGACUGGACUCUCUCCGGGACAUCUUCAGUUCAGGCUAGCUCAUCAAAGAGCCCUGGGCCAGCUUCUCUUGACGGCAACGCAACCUAUGGCACUCCAGAAACCAAUACACAUCAGUCGGGAUCCACUGCAUCCCACCGACGAUUUGUCUUUACCGACCCCAUAGCGUUCAGAUAUCUCGAAGAUGACUCGGCAACGGUUGUAUUGGAGCGCCGGGGGGGGCUGAAAGGCUACCAGCUAUACUUGGUUGAGCAAUGGGCAUGCUCUCGCGUUCAUCCCACGUUCCUCAUAACGACUUUUACAGGAGACCCUACCCAUACCGUUCUAGUUGGAGUCUUGGGUGUGCCGGCCAAUGAAGAAGUCUGGUCUCCACGCCUCCGGGUUUACUUCAAGGCAGUAUCCCAAUUCCACGCAAGGCUGAAGGAUACUACUCUCGGGAUGCUUAUGGUCACAAAUCUGAGCGGGUUCCCUUCAGCUCUGACCGUCAUUCCUGUGCCAGAUGGUGAUAUCAAAAGCCAUCGGGAGGAUUUUAUUGUCAAUGAAAAUCUGAAGAGGCUGGGGUGCUCAGGACGGUCUGGUUUGAGUCUCGCUCAGCCAGUGGCCGCCACACAAGCCAAAUUUCAUCAACUAUACAAAACAAGCGACCGGAUCGACCUAUACAGUGCUGUCAUUGAGUUGGUAAAGCUCUGUCAAGUUGCGUUGAUGAUGUUUGGGAAGCUGGAGCAGGAAUACGCAGAUGGUUUACUUUGUGACGUUACGGAAAGGGCCAUCAACGACUGGUGGACUGAAUUUGGGUCUGAAUAUUAUAAUAUCGAGCCAGCCGAUGGCAUCCUUGGUCCAACAACGGUAGCCGCCCUCAUUGGCAUGCUGAUGGGUGCUCGGAAUCGUCUGAAUUACUGCGGUGCGCCUGUCGCAAAGGAUGCCUUCGACAUCACCAGUCUAAAACGCGGCAUCGCUUCCUUUCAAAAAUCUCAAAAGUUGGAGCGUACUCGCAGGCUUGAUAGGCAGACUCUUGCGUGCUUACGCCGAUGCACAGCAAAGGCCGCAGCUGGUGAAGGUUGGGCAGUGCCAAAGGCUGUGAAGUCCACAGUGGUCGAGCUCAGUGGAAAGGGUGGUGAGAUGAUGAUGGGUAUGGUUGGAGCGCGUGACAAAGCUGGUAUUGGGGACAUAGAGACCCUAGACAUCGACCAAUUGGUAUCACUUGUUCAUGGCGACCGUUCAAAAUGGCUAUGGUAUGGGAAACAAAAGAGGAGCGGAACUGGAGACAACUUCGGGAAAUCAUUGCCGGAAAAUGGAAAUAUGGUUUUCAGUCGGGAUACGUCUGGCGGUUACGUAUGGUCCAACAGGAAAAACGAACCCACCCCUGUUGAGGAUGACGAUGAGUUGCGAAGGGAGAAGACCGCAAACACCAUCUAUCCAGUUCGAUCUCCAGGAUCGGCGGUUAGCUUGUCUGAGCCCCCAAAUGAGAGGGAUCCGCAGAUCCGCAAAACAGUGUUCAAGAGCGUGACGGGCAAAAUGAAUGAUGCACGCUCUGGCUUUGGGCGUAUAAAGGACGCUGUUGGAUUAAGGGGCCAUGCUAGCAGGCAUUCAAAAGAUGAAGGAAUAGAAGGGGAGGGUUCCUAUUAUCUUACCCCCGGCACUGCAAACUUCGAUCCCAACACUGGAUCUUCCGCUACACCGGGGAACAUGGGAAAGGCCUUCUCGUGGAAAGCCAAGCCUGAGGAGUAUCAAGGCGGAUAUCGAAAGGACCAGUAUCCACCAUUAACGACAACUCCUUCGGCCAUACCACGGGAAUCGGCUAGAGUACGAGACUCGGAAUCCCCUCCGAGUGACAAUAAAGCCAAUAUUCAGCAAGGAUCAGACACAUCACAAGCUGACAAAUUACCAUCGAGGGUUGAAAAGAAGGUCACCCCACCUGUCAAGCCCGGGAUUGUCAAUGGCGAUGUUGCCACUGCUGAACCUUCCGUCAAUGGGUCCGCCAACGGUAACGCAGAUCUAGAUGAGCCACCCCGAGAUACACAGCGCGGUCCGGACAACAUGUUCCUUUACAGGCGCAGGAGCGUUGCCAAUGUGGAAUCUGUAUACGAGCAGACCCAAAACGAGGCUCGAUGGCCCCGCCAUUUGUCCUUCAGCGACGUAUCGGAGGCUGUUUUGAAGUGGCAAGAUAUAAGUGCUCCUGCAGGCAGGACAGAAUAUACCUUUGGCCCACGUUAUGUAGCCAAGGACGAGAAUAGACUACAUGAUAGAGUCCUAGAACUACACAUCAAUGUUAGCGAGUGGGUAAAAUCCAAGGUUGCAAGCAUCGAGGCCCUCGAAGCCCAGGCCAUGGAGGACCAAGAGGAGUUUCAAAAACUAUAUUACGAGCUCAGCGAGAAUUAUCAUAAUAUCCAAGAGAGCUCGCAGGAUCUGUUGGCGGAAGAACGCGCUCGCCUUGUGGAGGGAACAAACAAAAUUGAGGUGCUGGAUGCCAAAUUGGAAUAUGAGAUCAAUGCACUUGUGUCCAAGGUUGCAGAUGUUGAAGAUGGGGUCGCUCAGUUUGAGACCCAGGUUGACAAUCUCGAAUCUCACGCUACAGAGUUAGAGCAGCUGCUCCAGACUGAGGGAUGGCUGCAUUGGGCAGUUAGGACAUUUACGGGGAUUGGAAUAGGGCCACAUACGGUGGAUGCAUAACCAGGCGAUGUAAUAUAGAUCACUUAAUGAUACAGUUGACCCUUGGUUCAUACUGGGGUAUUUCCUUUCGGUUAGACGUAUUACGGUAUGACCCCUUGGUGGAAAGGGUGCGGUUUCAUUGUAAUAGUCCUGUGCGUGAUAAUCGAACAUUUGGCCCCGUCCUUGGGGGUUGGG
This is a messenger RNA of Pseudogymnoascus destructans, 5852 nucleotides long. RefSeq lists its product as uncharacterized. The record is from RefSeq and is a predicted model, not a curated record. Lineage: Eukaryota; Fungi; Ascomycota; Leotiomycetes; Thelebolales; Thelebolaceae. The coding region runs from base 2961 to 5678 and encodes 905 amino acids. The transcript has 2 exons. Gene Ontology annotation, cellular component: Sin3-type complex.